AUGGGUUUGGACGACGUGUCACAGGCUCAGGCGGUCACAGUGAGUUUGAAGGACCUGAUUGAGGGGUCCGUCUCAUUCGACACUCUGACAGAGGCCUUUGGACCAUCCUCGUUGGGUAUCAUUGUCGUCAAGGACCUCGAUUCUGAAUUCAAGCGUCUUCGCACUCAGGUUCUCUCUAACGCUUCUUAUCUCGCUGCGCUUUCUAAUGAUGAACUGGAAUCUCUCACCUGCCCGGAAGCCAACUAUCUUGUCGGCUGGUCCUGCGGCAAAGAAACCCUACGAUCCGGACAUUUCGACACCCUCAAAGGCUCCUACUAUGUCAACUGUGCCUUCUACCAGAACCCCGACCUGCAGGGUGCUCCCGCGGACGGAUUCUCCGAUCUGCCGGGGUACACGGCACCCAACAUCUGGCCGCCAGCGCAGCGUCUUCCCGUGUUCCGUCGCAGUCUCGAGGAUCUCUGCAAGUUGAUCAUCGAUACAGCCGCCCUCGUAGCACGGGCCUGUGAUCGAUACGCCGUGGCAAAUAUCACAGACUACAAGGAAGGAUACCUCGAGCAUGUAGUCCGCACCAGUCUCACCACCAAGGCUCGUCUCCUGCAUUACUUCCCUAGUCCUGCCGAUUCCGGCACCGAGGCUAACGACAACGACGACGAUGAUGACUGGUGCGCUACACACCUCGAUCACGGCUGUCUUACCGGUUUGACAUCCGCCAUGUUUAUCGACGAGGCUGCCACCCCGCCGUCCCUGGACUCCACCUCUGACUUCACCCUCCCGGAACUGCCGCAAUCGCCGGACCCAAAGGCAGGUCUCUACAUUCAGUCGAGAACGGGACAGGUCGUCAAGGUGAAUAUCCCCAAGGAUUGUCUUGCCUUUCAGACCGGGGAAGCGUUGCAGCUCAUCACGCAGGGGAAGUUCCGUGCUGUGCCGCAUUUCGUCAAGGGGGCGAGACCCACCGGUGAUGCUAGGAUUGCGCGUAAUACGUUGGCGGUGUUUACGCAGCCGAAUCUGGGAGAGGAGGUCGAGAAGGGAAAGUCAUUUGGUGACUUUUCGAGAGAGGUUAUGAAGAAGACGUAUUGA
This is a messenger RNA of Aspergillus tanneri, 1077 nucleotides long. RefSeq lists its product as uncharacterized. The record is from RefSeq and is a predicted model, not a curated record. Bases 1 to 1077 code for a protein of 358 amino acids. The transcript is spliced from 3 exons. Lineage: Eukaryota; Fungi; Ascomycota; Eurotiomycetes; Eurotiales; Aspergillaceae.